This is a messenger RNA of Perca fluviatilis (European perch), 1077 nucleotides long. RefSeq names its product troponin I, slow skeletal muscle-like. Lineage: Eukaryota; Metazoa; Chordata; Actinopteri; Perciformes; Percidae. The record is from RefSeq and is a predicted model, not a curated record. The transcript is spliced from 8 exons. Gene Ontology annotation, biological process: muscle contraction. Gene Ontology annotation, cellular component: troponin complex. The coding region runs from base 199 to 738 and encodes 179 amino acids.
UGCUGGGGGAUACCAUGUAGAAGUGUACUUAUAAACAGUAUGCUAGCUUUCAGGAUAGAGGAGGCUAUUUUAGUUGGCCACUCACAGAAGGCAAUAGGAGCCAUUCAAUUUGACUCAAGUUUUCCUCUUGCUAUUUAAGGAGAGCUACUGCUCAACUUCACAGGUUUUCUGGAGAGAUAAGAAAGACAAAAACCAAUCAUGUCUGAAGGACAGAAAAAGUCAAAGAUCACUGCAUCUCGCAGACUGGCUCUCAAGACCAAGCUGCUGAAAACUGCAGCUGUGAUGUUGGAGAAGGCGAAGGAGGAAAAGAAGCUGGAGAGAGAAGCCACUUUGGGUGAGAGAGUCCCUCUACUUCAACUGUCUGGUUUGUCCAUGCAGGACCUUCAGGCUCUCUGCAAAGAUCUGCAUCAUAAGAUCGAUGUCGUAGAUGAAGAGCGCUACGACAUUGAUGCCAAAGUGACUAAAAAUUACAAGGAGAUUGAUAAUCUGUCUCAGAAGAUCUUUGAGCUGAAGGGUAAAAUGAAGCGACCUGCUCUCAAGAGGGUGAAGAUCUCAGCUGACGCCAUGCUGGGAGCUUUGCUGGGCUCUAAGGUCAAAGAGUCUGUGGACUUCAAGGCCAACCUGAAGACUGUGAAGAAAGAGGAGGAGAAGAAAGAGGAGGUGACUGACUGGCGUAAAAACGUGGAGGCCAUGUCUGGUAUGGAGGGCAGGAAGAAGCUGUUUAAUGCUGGGCAGUAGAGUUUAUAUUGAUGGAUAUUUUGACACAAAUGCUGUUUUACAAGAAUAGAGAGGGAAAUAAAGUUACUCUCACUGCUUACAAUAGUUGACAGUGUAUGCAUAAGUAUGUAUAAGUAUAUAUAGUACUUGUAAUGACCAUUUGCAAUAUGCAAAAAUAUUUAAAUUCAAAGGAAUUGUGUAUAUUUUGCACAUAAAUCAGUUGCAUUCUGUUGUCGUUUUGUGGUGUUGGCACUUUUUAAAUUGUCUACACUUACAUUACAGAUAAGGAUAAAUUGAGAUUUGCUGUGUGUCUGCCUGGUUUAUGUCCUCAUAAUAAAUACUUCUGAUCAACACAAAAAA